GCUCCCUCUGCGGUCGGAGACCUUCUUCUCGGUAGACUGAGCCUUUUUUUCAAGCUUGAGACGCGGGCUUAGACUUUAACUUCCGUAGACCCUCCUCCGCCCGCUUCCUGUCCACUCCCUCGGCUGCCCAGAGCUGAACACGGCGGCUUUAUCCGUAUUCGUAUGUUAUGAUGGGCACUUUUUCCAGUCUUUAUAAGAGCAUUUAACCAGCUGAAUAUCGAAAUAACAAUCUGGACAUUAUAUUUUAACUCCGGUGCCGUCUGCUUGUUUUUCCUCGCUGAAGUCUUCCGGUGGCCACCAACCCAAACUGUUCAACAUCAUGGGAGCUUUAGUAAAUGCCCGCAGAGGUGGAAGAUCGUCACCCCUCCUGAUAGGUGCUUUCAUCACUUGCAUCAUCUUCCUGGGUUUCAACUAUUGGCUGUCAAAUUCACGGAACAAGGAGCUGCAGACGAAGCUCUACGAACUGGAGGCCGAAGUGAGGCGUGCAUCCGUGGAGCGGGGGGCGGUGGAGCUGAAGAAGAACGAGUUCCAGGAGGAGCUUCGGAGGCAGAAUAAGUUGAUAGGCCACAUCGAGGCCCAGCACAACAACAAGCUAGGGGAGGCCACUGCCGCCUGGAGGCAAGAGAAGACAAAGGGCAGGCGUAUGUACAGUGAGAUCUUGGAGAACCUGCUUUUCAACAUCUCCUCCAGCACUAAGACAAUCCAGAGCAUGAAAAGUCAAUUUAUCACUCUGCUUGAAAAUCUGGACAAACUGCAGAAGGAAUCCCAGGACUGCCAGAGAAAUAUAAGCACCUUGGAUAAAAAACUGUCCAACGAUCUGACACAGUGUAAAAGCCGGCUUAUGGCUCUUGAGGAGGAGUGUAUGGCGAAGGUGGUGGCACCCAGGCCAGAGGCUGCGGAGGCAGUGAAGAAAGCCCCGCCCCCCCAGGACCGCCUGCAGGCCUCCCCUGGUCUCACAAAAUCUAAAAUGAUUAAGGGAGCACAGCAAGGGCUGGUGGAGAAAACAGAUAGGCAGAUAGAUGUCCAAGUCUCCAAGCAGACCAAGCCAAACCCGACUGAACUGGACACCAACCACAUUGCGGACCAAGAUGCAUCCCAGUCUGAGAAGGGCACCAUUACAUACGACAAGCCGGCUCCUGCCAGGCCAGAGGACAAGGCAAAGGACAGGACUCCUCAGGAGGAUGUGGUGGGGGUGGAGCUCGAGAAAAAUGGUCCUAAAACCAAUGACACAGAAACAAACAAGCUGCAAGUCCUGGACACGCACACAGUGGACCUUACAUCUGAUGAUGUGGAGAACGGAAGGAUGAACGAGGAGGAUGAAGGAGAGUAUAACGAGGUGGAACCCGGUGCUGGCAGGAGGGAUACGGACGCCCAGCUCCCUGGGAAUACAGGUGAAGAACCGGGUCACCUAGAGCAAGAAAUGGAGGAGAUGCUGGCAGACUAUGACGGCAACGACGAUAACGAAGGUGAAUUUGAGGCGGACAAGCAGGCUGCGCUGUUCGAGGUGACCGAUGGAUGAGGCAGUGGAGGAGUUGCCCUCCUCAGGUAUGCAGUGACUUAGCGGGUGAAGCCGUCCUCAUGGCCGAAAAACCCACGGAAUUUUCUGAAAUACAACCCCAAAUCAGAAAAAGUUGGGACAGGGUGGAAAAUGUGAAUAAAAAAAUAAAGCAGUAAUUCACAAAUGUCCCUUAACUUUUAUUUCAUUGCAAACAGUUUGAACACAAGAUAAUUCAUGUUUUUCAAGAAUGGGACAAACUAACACCUGCAACACUUAGUCACUUGAUUUCUUCAAUGCCUAAACGUCUUUUAAGUGUUGUUAAAAGACAGGGGAACUGUACAAAGUGGUAAAUGCUGUACUGUCCCAACUUUUUUU
This is a messenger RNA of Brienomyrus brachyistius, 1873 nucleotides long. RefSeq names its product golgi membrane protein 1 (gene golm1). NCBI's taxonomy places the organism in Eukaryota, Metazoa, Chordata, Actinopteri, Osteoglossiformes, Mormyridae. The coding region runs from base 320 to 1519 and encodes 399 amino acids. The transcript is spliced from 11 exons. The record is from RefSeq and is a predicted model, not a curated record. Gene Ontology annotation, cellular component: Golgi apparatus.